AUGGCGUACAGAUCAACGGGUAUCGCCCGUCAGCUUUUCAACACUGCAGCUGUAGCAUCGUGCACCUCGAAACCGACGGCAGUACCUGUUGCCAGGACCUUUGCGUCUGUGCCUAGCCGCUCGAAUGCGUCAACCUCUUCCUCUGUCACCUUGGAUCAACUCCGCAAGCCAUCUCAACCAUCGGCGUCGAUUGAAAAUGGCUCUUUGACAGCGACAGUAACGGCUGCCGAAAGCGACGCCGUUUCUGCUGCACCGGAUGAAGAGCAAUUUGUGCUGCCCAACUGCUUGCUUCCCACCGAAGCACUUGGACGUACGCAUGGCAUUCAUGUUGCAACCCUACACCUGCGCUCCUACGAAGACGGUCGAGACAACCUGGAGCUUUUUGCCGACUUUGCGCGACGAGCAGCAUUUGCGAUCGGUAUUGCUGCGAGCGGCGUCGCUUCGCUUCCCAUCCGUACAUCACUCUGGACGGUGCCUCGAUCGCCAUUUGUGCACAAAAAGUCGCAGGAAAAUUUUUGGAGGAAGACGCACUCGAGAGCGAUCAAGCUUUACGAUGCCAACGACCAAGUGGUCGAUCGCUGGUUGCAUUUUCUGCGCAUCCAUGCUUUGCCCGGUGUAGGCCAGAAGGCCGAGCUGUUUCGAUACCACGAAGUGGGUGUAGGCGGAAAGCUGAUGGAGGAGGCAAAAGCUUUGCAGCGUUCAAGUACGACGGUUCUAGGUGGUGAAAAGAAGGGCACAGACGUUUCGCCGCCGCAAGGUUCGGCUGCGGAAAGCAUCAAGAAGAUCGCUGAUAGAAUUGUUGAAAACGAGAUAGCAACGGAGACGCCGUCAGAGCUGAAGUAG
Mycosarcoma maydis (corn smut) is the source of this 843-nucleotide messenger RNA. Its product is annotated as mitochondrial 37S ribosomal protein uS10m. The transcript has a single exon. Gene Ontology annotation, cellular component: small ribosomal subunit; ribosome; mitochondrion. Gene Ontology annotation, biological process: translation. The record is from RefSeq and is a predicted model, not a curated record. Gene Ontology annotation, molecular function: structural constituent of ribosome. Lineage: Eukaryota; Fungi; Basidiomycota; Ustilaginomycetes; Ustilaginales. The coding region runs from base 1 to 843 and encodes 280 amino acids.